This is a messenger RNA of Musa acuminata AAA Group (dessert banana), 2437 nucleotides long. Its product is annotated as two-component response regulator-like PRR95. Bases 120 to 2126 code for a protein of 668 amino acids. NCBI's taxonomy places the organism in Eukaryota, Viridiplantae, Streptophyta, Magnoliopsida, Zingiberales, Musaceae. The record is from RefSeq and is a predicted model, not a curated record. Gene Ontology annotation, biological process: cytokinin-activated signaling pathway; phosphorelay signal transduction system. Gene Ontology annotation, molecular function: protein binding. The transcript has 8 exons.
GUGGCCAACAAAGAGAUCGCCGUAGCUGUUCUUUUCCCGUUCUUCUCGAAAGAAAGGCGUCAGAGAGAGAGAGAGAGAGAGAGAGAAAGAGAGGAAGGAGAUUGGUUUAGGAGGUGGAAAUGGGGGAAAAAGAGGAGGGACAGGGCAGAAGGGACGAGGCGGAGGCGAUGGCGGUGAGAGAAUGGGUAGAGGAGCAGGAGGCGGAGGAGGAAAGGGAGGGGGAGAAGGGGGUGGCGUUGAGAUGGGAGAGGUUCUUGCCGAGGGUGCCGGUGAGGGUGUUGCUCGUGGAAGGGGACGAUUCUACUCGGCAGAUCAUCGCUGCGCUCCUCAGGAAGUGUAGCUACAGAGUUGCUGCAGCAUCAGAUGGCUUGAAGGCAUGGGAUGUGUUGAUGGAGAAACCCCAGAGUGUAGACCUUGUUCUGACUGAGGUUGACUUGCCAUCAAUCUCAGGGUUUGGCCUUCUCACCAUGAUAAUGGAUCAUGAGAGCUGCAGGAACAUUCCAGUCAUAAUGAUGUCUUCGCAUGAUUCCAUCAGCAUGGUUUUCAAAUGCAUGUUGAAAGGUGCAGCGGACUUUCUCAUUAAGCCAAUCCGCAAGAACGAGUUGAGGAACUUAUGGCAGCAUGUCUGGAGAAGGCAAAUUGUAGAUGGACAUGGUGGCACACAUAAUAUUCAAGACAAACAUGAGGCAAUGCAUAAAAUGAAAGCUCAUUAUGGUGAAAAAGAACAUUCAAUUGAGAAUAUUGCUAUUGUGCAGGCAAAUAAGGAAUUUGGUGAGCAAGGGAGUGAUGCUCAAAGCUCUUGUACAAGGUCAGAUGUGGAAGCUGAAAGUACCCACAAGCAACUGAAGCUUAAGCAGACAAAAGUAGUGGAUGCAUUUAUGACUCAGAAUGGAGGGAAUAUUCAAAUGGACAAUGGAUCAUUCAAUUAUGAAAAUUCAUUUACUGCAGCGAGUGAAAAUGUUGAUGAGGUACAAGAAUGCUUGGGCUACAAAAAAACCAACAAUAAGAAUUAUGACCAGAAAUGUCAUCAUGAAAUAAUUUCUAAGGAUGAUGAUUUGGUCCAUGUGGUUGAUAAUCAACCACAGGGUAGACUCCCCUCUAGAGACAUUGUUCAUGUUACCAAUGUUAAGCACAAGUUAAGUGCUGCACCUUAUUUGGAGCUUUCUUUGAAAAGAUAUGAGGGAACAUUCCCUGAGAAGCAAGAAUGUGGUGGCUCCAACAUAUGGAACCAUUCAAGUUCGUCAGCAUUCUCACUGUACACCGGUAGGAUGGUAAUACCUACCAUGUUGGAACAAAAGAACUCAUCAUCUGAAACAAAUGGACUCGAUCCUAUUGAGCCUCUUAAAGACUGGGAUUCUAGGGGGAAUUCGGAAGAGACUAAGUCCUCAGAUGUGGGACCUUCAGUUCAAGAUGGAAUGGCAGUUCAAUGCACCCCACUUCGAGUUAUUCCAUUUCCUCUUCCUGUUGGAAGCAUGCCUUCGAGUUCUGGGUAUGGUACAGCAAUGCAACAGAUGUUCUAUCCACAGUCAGGUCAUCCUUUUUGGAGUACCAAUCCAUCAAUAUGGCGGGAAGCAACCAUGAAGACAAACUCAUCAAUCCAACCUUGCCAAAAGAAUUGCAACUCUGUGCAAUGUGACCUUCCUGAUGAGGAGAAUGUCAGAAGCUCAUGCUACCCUUCUGCAGGAAAGCAGGAGGAACUUAUGCAACUCGAUGAACAGAGGCAAGUUUCAUCUGCAGAAGGAGAAAGUGGUAGCAGUAGCAUAUGCAAUGGUAGCAGAAAUUUUAAAAGCAGCGAAUGUGGGAGUGUUCUCAGUGGAACUACUGGACACACGUCUGCAACACAUGUUUUCAGGCCCAUAACAGUGACAGGAAAUGAUGAGAGUAAAUUGACUUGUGAUGGAUCAAAACCAGAAGAUUGUCAUCUUUUAACCCAAAGGGAAAUUGCCUUGAAUAAAUUCCGACUGAAGAGGAAAGAAAGAUGCUUUGAGAAGAAGGUUCGCUACCACAGCAGAAAACUACUUGCAGAGCAGCGUCCUCGAGUGAAGGGACAGUUUGUUCGUCAAGAGAGACCGGAACCUCAACCAGGGCAAGCAAGUGCCUUUCAAAGCGAGUCAGCUGCCGCAUAGUUUUGCUUUCAUACCAUCUAAAUCACAUUGACCAUAUGAUCUUCGGUAGUUGACCAGUGUAGCUGCACUAACAUAAUAGAUCUUGUGACAAGUUUGCUUUGUAAGAUAGAUUUGCUUCGUAUGCCCUUCUUUUCCGGUUUGAAACUCCACUCUAGGUUGUUGAUACAGUAACAGUAUGCAAUGUGGUGUAAUAUUUGUCAUUAGAGAUCUCAAGAAAUGUGGUGGCCAGAGCAAGUCACUUGCUCAUAUACUUUAUGUAUCUUGUACAUAACGUUAUGUUGUCAUUGUCCAACUCACUUUUUGCCUCUUCA